Laetiporus sulphureus 93-53 is the source of this 876-nucleotide messenger RNA. RefSeq lists its product as uncharacterized. Bases 375 to 836 code for a protein of 153 amino acids. The record is from RefSeq and is a predicted model, not a curated record. The transcript is spliced from 3 exons. NCBI's taxonomy places the organism in Eukaryota, Fungi, Basidiomycota, Agaricomycetes, Polyporales, Laetiporaceae.
ACGACCAGUCUGAGCUACAUUCGUUCGAGGCCAGCGAGCAAGGGAAGCCACAUUCUUCCGGGACGCCGCAGCGCUUCAUGCCGGUGACGAAGCACAACUCGCCCGCGGAGUAUACCGUUGCGCUUCUUAGAGAGCGGGCGAAGUUGUUGACGGAGCUGGCUCAAUUGAAGACUUCGCCAAGGAAUGGAGGAUGACGGCGGCUGGCGAUGCUUGUGUCUGUCCCUGUGGAUUUGCAGCAGUCUAUGGACUCACUCCUUCUCUUUUCUUCCUCCGGUGGCACUCAUGGAGCUUUUUUCGAUAUGCUCAAGAUCUAGGUCCUGCAUAGUGGGAUUUGCGUAACUGUUGGAUCUGAGAACGAUUUAGCUGUCAUUAUAAUGUGUCGUCUUGGUUACUGGUCAGAAAGAAUCCUGUUUGUAUGGAAGGCCUCGCAUCUUGGAACCCGAUCGCAGAAGAUGUACGAGAAGCUCUGCUGCCGCGGAAAGAUUAAUCGUCGUACCCACGAGAAAGCCUCUAGCAUCCAUGCAGUCCAAUCAAUGGUAUUUCAUAUUCGUUUGUCUCUGCCUGCAGCUGGCGUUCAAGGAGACGCACAAGGGUAUAAUAAUCAGCCCCGGCGGUCGAUAUUUCAAAAUUGGGUUCGGUCGAGCAAUUCCCAUACCUUGCCGUGGGAUUUCAUCCUAUUCGAAAUGAGGAGUUCAUGCAUAUUAGUAGGAAUCAGCGUCUUUAUCAUUCAAUUGACAACCAUGCUGGCAAUUCGCAGUGAUCGUCUAUCUUCUGUAUCCUGUUGGGUAGCUUCCUAUUGCAUGAAGAUUUUGAGCUUUACGAUUUGUCAACGCUAGCCUGCAUAUGGUAGAAUUCCACGCGAGCUUAUGAUCCCUC